AUGGUAAAACUAUAUUAUGUGGCCGGCGGGGCCACGGCAGUUUGUAUUCUACUUUUGAGUUUGGCUAUCUCGUCUACCGUGUAUUUGUUGAAUGAUUUGAGCGAGUUUUAUCAGGAGGCACAGAAUGAGUUGGGCGAGUUUAAGGUGAGUACUGUCGGGGAUUUUUUGGAGUCUAAACAUGCUUAUGACGUGGAAAUUUUUUGGCUACUUGACAUAGAAGCUCUCAAGGAGCGUUUUCUAGCCACAGUGAAUCUCAAGAAGAUAACUAGGCACUAUAAAAAAAAAUUCCAGGACUUGGCCACCUCAACCUGGGACUACAUGAUUCUCGACGCGACUCCGGAAGAGCUCCGCGAUGCGGAAAAACUCGACGCUCGCCUCAAGCGUGCCUACGAUGAUCCCGAUGCGGGAGAGAGUAUGAAUGUGUACGGUCGAGACCCGCCAAAGCCCACCAAGGCACCUCCAGGUACAUACGAUGGAUUCACCGCUCCACACAUCGGUCCACCAAGUCAUCGACCAAGAAAACCGCAGCCACCCACAAUGCCUCGAACAAUUCAGGGAUUCCGAGCUACUACCACAACUCAUAACGGAUAUUACGAUCCAAGCGAGACAUCUACAACUUCACCGGGACCAUCGAAAAGUCCACAUGGGUACUACGAAGCUCCGUCGAGUACACGUCGCCCACCUACUGCGACUCGCGAUCCUUUGGUGACUAUCAAGCUUCCACCUGGAGCUUAUGAUAUCCCAUCACAGCCUGAGCCCCCAGUGGGAUAUGAUGAUAUUUCACAGAGUACUCCUGGGCCUCGCGGGCCUGGAUUUGGACCACCCAAGCAAGUUAACUAUGGUGGUGAGGUGGAGAAUCCUUAUGACACUGGGGCCACAGGAACAACACGAGGAGGGUAUCCAGAAGAUGUUACGACUACAACACAAGGAUACCCAGAGGGCCCAACUGGAAAAUACCCAGAGGACGAAGUUCCAACUACUACUCAAGGCUAUCCAGAAGAUCAAACAUCUAGAUCUUAUCCAGCUUCACCUUCAAGCACUCAAGGAUAUCCGGAAGAUAGCACAACUCAAGGAUAUCCUGAACCAUCAACCAGAAAUCCACAAGGCCCAGGAUUCGGCCCACCAAGAAUCUCGAAUUCUUGUGAGCUUUGCGGACAGCAGCCUAACAAUUGUCCAGCAGGUCCACCAGGUCCUCGAGGGCGUCCAGGGCCUCCUGGAUUCCCAGGUCAAGAUGGCCCACGUGGAUUGCGAGGGCUUAAUGGAGCAUUGGACACACCACAAGUUACAGAAGAGCCUGAGAUCGGAUGUGUGCAAUGUCCAAUCGGGCCACCUGGGCCACCCGGACUUGACGGAUUGGCAGGGCCAGCUGGUGAGGAUGGAAUGGAUGGCGAGCAAGGUGAUAAUGGGAAAGAUGGUUCGCCAGGAGUUCCAGGUGCUCCUGGAAAUGCAGGGCCUCGCGGGCCAUCAGGUCGUCCGGGGCGACCAGGAGUUCCGGGUCGAAAGGGUCAAGCUUGUCGUGUCGAGCCAGGUCCACCAGGUCAACCAGGCCCAGCCGGAACACCUGGUAGAGAUGGUGAUCCAGGAAUCGAUGGGCAACACGGGCAAGACGGAAGUCCAGGAAUACAGGGUCCGCCAGGUCGUGAUGGAGCAACCGGGCCAGAUGGUGAGCAAGGAAAGAGUGUGCCAGGUACACCGGGAGAGGAUGCCGGCUAUUGUAUGUGUCCGAAGCGCCCGCCAAAAUUCGCGUUGGGCGAUCGACAAGACGCGUCGGAUCGACGCAGGCCAUACGGGUCACGCGGCAACUACGCGGACGAGGAUUACGCGCCGCCACGUCGUCCACCUCGACCACCGCCACGUCCAAGAGAUCAUGCUACCGACAUUGACAAGGGUCGCAAUCUUCCCUACGAAUAUCCACCGGAGCCCGAAGAGCCACGUGGAUAUGGUGAUGAGGUCGACACAGGAUACCAAGGUCGUGCGGAGGAUAACGAGUAUGGCGGUGGGCCGAGUAGGCCGAGGUAUGAGGAGCAUCCGAGAAGGCCACAGAACUAUGGAGAUCAGGAUCGUGAGCGGGAAGAUCGUAGACCAGAGAGACGGCGGCCGAGUUACGAUGAGAAUGAAACAGAAGGUAAGGUUUCGAGUUAGGCUCCGCCCACAAAACCGCGCCGCAUCUCAUACAAAACUUCCAGAUCGUCCUCCACAAAGACAUCAUCCAGAACCUCCAGGCUUCCGCAAGCCAAAAACCACCACUCCAUCUCCGCCACGUCAUAACCAAGGGACCUACGAAGAUAUCUCAAAUCCACCACCAAUGCCAGCACCGCGAAAAACACCAAACCGGUUCCAGGAAGCGGAAUGGGAGCGGAAUGGCGAGAGACGCAGCGAAGGUGAGAGACGCAGAGGAAAUAUUUAGGGUGAACUUAUCGAAUUUUGCAGAUCACAAGGAUUUACAAAGCUACAGUUUCUACACUAAUAAAUACUACGAUAAAAUGCUCAAAUUAUAG
Messenger RNA from Caenorhabditis angaria, 2498 nucleotides. The record is from the annotation of a GenBank genome assembly. Lineage: Eukaryota; Metazoa; Nematoda; Chromadorea; Rhabditida; Rhabditidae.